CUACACGAUUUGACGCAUUUUAGUGUCUUUUAUUUUGACAGAUAUAUCCCGGAUGUAACCCAAAGCUGAGGUCUGCUGGCAAAUCAAAUAAAAAUGUAUUGAAUUACUUAACACUAUAAUAUACAUUUAUUUAUUUAUUUAUUUAUUUAUUUAUUUUUACAUAAAAACAUUUAUUAUUACAUUAAAAAGCAGUGCUGCUGCAUUCGAGUCAAACACAGACUUUUUAGUUAUGAGGUUUAAAGCCUAUUACUGCCACCUGGUGGCCACAAAAAAUACAGCGUUGUCUUUAUACUGGAGUGAAAUGGUGUAGUUCAGUAUGAAAUAUAGAAAAUAUUGUGAAUAUAUUCAACAAAAUAUGAAAGUGAAUAGACCCAACUAUCACUGUGAAAUUUGUUAUAAGUUAGUGGUGGCUAAGAUUUUCAAUAUCUGAACUGGUAAGCUGUCUCUGUUGGGCCUUUUCAGCCGGACACAGGGUACUAAACUGUGCUCACUCUCUACUUAGACCUCAGUGUGCUUUCAGGCUGGAAUAUACAAAGGCAACUAAAUAUACAGGGUAUAUUUUUGUAUGAGCUCCACUACAUAACUGGACUGUGCCAUAGUUUAUCAUGCCUAACUCGAGAAAAUGCAUAUAAUUUUUUAUUUUAUUUUUUUAAAUAUGUAAUAGUGUGAUUACUGUGUGCACAUGAAAUGUCUUCAUCUUCACCGCCUGCAUUAUCCUGGUCAGCGGCAUAGUAAAUCAUUUUCAGUGGCACUAAUUUGUCAUGUUUAGUACUCAACAAACUGUUAUUUGCAUUGUGUAAAAAGAAUGCCAUUUGACAGAAAACCUGUAUGGGUGGUUUCGAGAGCCAGCUGAAGUAAUAACAGAUAACUAAGAAGAAUGGGAGGAGAUAAACCCAUGGAGUCUGACAAGACAGUUCCUUAACCAGUAAAGAAGGAAACUGGAGAGAGAAAAAGAGAUUUAGUAAAGUCAGACACCACAGGAACGACAGACACGAUGACUGAAGAAAGACCAUCCAGCAGCAUAUCUGUGCUUCACUCUAUGCUGAACAGACUGAAGUCUUCGGAAAGGCCCCAAGGUUCAUCUCAUGUCACAGCACAACACUGUAGAUACUCAAAGGAGACGAACCAGUGUGGCAGUGUAUUUAUCGCAGAGUCAGACAAACCGGAGUGGAAUUUUGCGGAGUCAAAUCCUUCAGAAUUCUCAGUCAAACCUGAAAGGCAAAACGAUUCUGAUGUACAUUCAGAAUAUUUCACCCGGAGGACAGGCUUUCAAGAGUCCAGUCCUACUACUAACAUAUUUCUCAAAAGCAGACCACCAGCUAAUUUCUCGCACAAUUUCAGACACGAUGCCAGGCAAGAUUUACAGCCCCGUGAGAGAAAUCUCUCAUGGGAAAAAAUGAAAGAAGAGCAAACAUCACAAGCUGAGUCCUCAUCCAGCAUUCUGAAGAAUAAUCCUCCUCGUGGUCUAUUUAUUCACAACCCAACAGGAUCCUCCUUCUUAAACUCAGAACCUAGGUUUUUCGAAGGAGCAAAUGUGCCAGCAGAGUAUGAAAUAAUGAAGCAACCUCGCUGGACUGAGAACACAGUUACGGCUGUGGAAAACGCAGAGCCUCCACCCCUCCCUCCUAAACAGAGGAAUCUUAACAGGAUGCAUGUCCAAUUACAAAGGACGUUUACGCUAAAGGAUUUCAAAUUGGACCUCGAGCCCAUCAACUUGCUGGAGGAGAUUUGUACAGGAGAAGAAUGGGCAAAAUUCCUGCCUGUUAAAGAUUCCCCACCUGAAACAGAUGCCAAAGCCUACUCGCAGACAGAGGAUUCUCAUGAUUCAAAUGAUGAUAUCGGAUCUCAGAAUGCGGUCAUGAAGCCGGACCUAUCAGCAGACAAAGAGCAGUCAGAGAUCCCUUCUAGGCCAGCCAGUAUUACUGACAGUCAGGUGGACAGGGUAAUCCAGGUCAGAGAUGAAACAUCAGAUGCUGCUCUUCUCAAAACACCAGUAAGACAUAUUAUAGAACCACAAAGGAUAUCUGAUGAGCCAGAAUAUGAACAAUUUAAAGGUGAUGAAAAUGACCUUGUGGUAAGAUAUGCGUAUGAUAAAAAUGACCUGAAGAAGGACACACCACUUGAUUUGUCUGUUGUCAAGCCGUCAAGAGUACUUGACAAUUCUGCUCUGAAGAGUCGAAUCCAGCUGAGCAAAAAAAGAAAACAUCGACCACCAGGAAAGAGAAAAAAGGGAAAUAAACAAAUGGCCUCCCCAGAGCCCUUUCAGUCCUCCCCUUCUUCACAUGCUCCUUUCUUUGCCUCCUCUAAAUUUUAUACUUUACCAUGUUCAGAAUCUAACACACAUGAAUAUUCCCAAACAGCUGCACCUGGUAAUGGGAAGGCACUUCUGCAAAGGAUAUCAGAAACACCAGAAUUUUACAGCAAUGAUCAUGACAUUAAAGAAGUAUCUAUGAUUUAUAAAAAUGAUCAGCCGUCAAACAAGGCAAAUUUGAUGGAGGUGCCCCUUGAUUUUUCUGCUGUCAAGUCCUCAGGACUUCUUGAUAAUUCUGCUCUGAAAAAUCGAAUCCAGCUGAGCAAAAAAAGAAAACAUCGACCACCAGGAAAAAGAAAAAAUGAAAAUACCAAAACGAAGUUUCCCUUUAUAAACUUAAAUCGGCAACGCAAUACGUCUGCAGAGUCCUUUCAGCCUCACCCUUCUUCAAAUCCUUCUGUCUUCACCUCCACUGCAUUUCAUAAUGAUACCAAUGGUUCCCACACAGCUGUUCCUGGUAAUGAGAAGCCAAAGAUAAAAGACAGACUCUUGAAACCCAAGCUAUGGAAGAUAAAGAGCUAAUUCAUCUGUGGAGAUUGUAACAGGAACCAGACUCAAGCGGGUCCCGAUUAUACAUGUAACCUACAGCUGUAAAAAUAUAAAUACUGUUUAUAUAACUUUUUUUGUAUUUACAAACUAAAAUAGUGAAACAUUUGGGCCAAAAUAAAUGUACAGCGUUCCCAAAUGUAGUUGAAUAGCUAAGACAUGUCUGGUGUAUGAGGUAUGCUAAUUGAAUUUUGUCCAGGAGCAGGUAGGUUAAUUAGGCUUGUUACUUGCUAACAAGAGUGUUAAGUUUACGGUAUAGCUACUUGCUUAGCUGCAUUUAUUUAAAUCAUCACACACUUGGCUUAAAGGGCAUUAUUUGGUUCAGUAAGUCGUUUAAACAUUCAAGAAUUGUAGAAUAAGUACAGACUGACAUAAAUUUUUCAUCGGAAUCCCUACUAAUAUUUAUUUCUGGCUUCAACCUCUGGGCCACAGCACCUAUGUAACUGAGAGGUUUGUACAACAUGGCAAGAAACUAUUUACUGAGGAAGACAGCUUUAAAAAAUGUUUUUUUUUGCCUUAUGUCAAUUUCCAUUUUAUUUUUAUAGCACUUUCAACGACAGACAAUGUCACAAAGCAUUUUCAGAAAUCCAGAUGUACAAGAUUAAGAUCCAUAAUGAGCAAAAUAGAGGUGACAAUGACAAGGAAAAAUUCCUGAGACUUCAUGAGGAAGUAACCUAGAGAGACUCAAAAGAAGAACCCAAUCUCGUUUGGGUGACACUGAAUAAUAUAUGAGAUAAUAUUCAUUUACAGUAUACAGCUGUAGAAGAGUUGUUACAUAUACACAUACAGCUCUGGAAAAAAAUAAGAGACCACUGCAAAAAUAAUCAGUUUUUUUUUCUUACAGGUGCAUGUAUUGGUGAGAUGAACAGUUUUGUUUCAUUUUUUGUGAACUGCUGACAAUAUUUCUCCUAAAUUCAAAAUAUAACUAUUGUUAUUUAGAGUGUAUAUUUAAAGGAAAUGACAACACAUCAAAAUAACCCAA
Molecule: messenger RNA, 3839 nt
Organism: Hemibagrus wyckioides
Lineage: Eukaryota; Metazoa; Chordata; Actinopteri; Siluriformes; Bagridae
Exons: 10
Coding region: 995-2833 (612 amino acids)
Source: RefSeq, a predicted model, not a curated record